Molecule: messenger RNA, 2293 nt
Organism: Prosopis cineraria
Lineage: Eukaryota; Viridiplantae; Streptophyta; Magnoliopsida; Fabales; Fabaceae
Exons: 9
Coding region: 85-1029 (314 amino acids)
Source: RefSeq, a predicted model, not a curated record
UUUGGGAGGGUCGACACAGGAAAUCCGAAUUGGAUGAACAGUUAGCCAUAUUACUCGAAUUUGCUUGGUAGUUCCGUUCUUGCCAUGGAUUCUCUUUCAAAGAUUGGAUGCCUAACGUUGUAUCGUACUGUUCACAUCCCAAGAAUCCCUGUCCGGAGUGCUUCUUUCACUAGGAAUAGUUCACUGGUUUCAGUUUUAAGAGCUGGUCCGUCUUCAGCGAGUAAUUUGGAUGGGGAUGUAUUACAAAUUUUUUUCAAAGAGAGAGAACUGAACGGUGAUUUUAUAUCAAGAGCUUCUGAUUUAUUGUGGCUGAGGAAGUUCAGAAAUUCUGUUGACUCUAAUAGUAGCGAGCUGGCCAACACUUCUCAAAAAACCGAGCAGAUCAUAGAGGGUGCUGACGAUGAUGGCUUUUUGAAGCUCUCAAGAACCCAAGAGUGGAUAUUAGGUGACAAUACCGCACCAAUGAAUAAAAAGGCAGUUGCCAAGGCACUGCAAGACAGCAGUGAAAGACGGAAGAAACUAAACCUUCUUAAAUACGAAUCUCUCAAGAGGGAAAUACUGCUUCUAUCUGUGGGUAUUGGAUUGGCAUGUAGUGGAUAUUGCUUGAUAACUUUGUCAGUACAGGCUGCUGUAAGUUAUGCUAUUGGAGUGCUUUUCAGUUGCUUGUACCUUCAGCUUUUGUAUCAACAUGUAGACAACCUAUCUAGCGAAGAUGUUCCUCAAAUUUUCAUGAAAAAGAAGUCAAAGAAAAUUGGUAUAAGAAGUGAGGACCUUCAGGAUUUAUUGGAGAGAUCAAUCAAGGGUGUUAGCAUUUCGCUUUCAUCUCCAAGACUUGUGAUCCCAGCAGCAAUUUUUGGACUUUGGGUUCUGUGUCAUCACUAUAUAUUGGACGACUUCUUUGAUUUUCAGAUUGUGCCAGCCAUGUUUGGGAUGUUUGCCUACAAGGCUGCUGUUCUUGUGCAAGUUUAUAGAGACAAUGAAGACUUGCAAUUUGUAUUUCCAGAAAAUAAGGAAGGCUCAAGUGAUUGAAAUACAAGUUUUGCUGUUGCUCAGUACCAUAAUUUACAUUCGUUAUUUUUGAAUCUUUCACAAGCUGAGCAGCAUCCUGAACUUGUCUUGUAAAUACCUUGUAACAAUAUUGAUGAUGAUCAGAUUUUAUUAACUUCUCUGUGUGCAUCUCAAGCUCAUGAGAUAAUAGAGCUUGCAGCUAACCCUUUUCAUUUUCAUAGUAUACAUGGCUUCCUUUUGAUGCAAGGCUAAGAACAUGAUCAUCACUAUUGUCUUCCCCCCAUACUAUAAUGUUGUCAAUAUACCUCCAUUUUUUAUGUGUUUCUGACUAUAGUGUAACUUUAUGGAAUUGCAACGUGUUAUGGUACCCUGCUUAUUACGUAGUCACGCUGUGUUAACUGAUGUCAAGAAGAAUGGUCAAACUGCUAUUUCAACUAUGACAGGUGAUUACAAAUAUAUAAAUAGAGCUUUAUUGUUCGAAUCAAAUCUUGUAAAGUUAGUAUGCUCUAUCUUGCUCCUCUGAAUGCUAUCUGUUUUAUUUGGUUGGAUUAUGUUUUGAUUUGUUGAUUUUAUAGUUGCUAAUUUUCUUUUCUUUCAACACUGAUUUUUUCAUUUAUUUCUUUGCUUCAAUUGCAGAUGAAGUUUCUUGUUUCAGCUCCUGAACCAAGAAAAAGUUGCAUCCCUGACCAUUAUAAAUGUACAGGUUUUUACUUGACCUUUUCAGAAGAGUCAUUAGCCAGUAUUUUUUGGCAAAAAAAAAAAAAAAAAACUAGCCAAUGAUUUGAACCAUUAAGAGACAUUGUAAUAAUACAUGGUUGAUACUCUUGGCUUCUCAAGUUUGAGUGUCAGGUGUCAAUUUCGAACCUUCAAGUUUCUAUGGAAUCACACACACAUUUCUGAUCUGACUUGAUUGAGGAUAAAUUCAUGAAAUAAGAAUUAUUUGUGUAGUAUAAUAUUGAUAGCUGAAACAACACUACAACGUACACACAUUUUUAAUGAAUCCCCUUCCUUUGAUCUUUAUUUUGGCUAUUGGGAAAAAUCAGGAUCAUAAGCGUAGCCGCUGUUCAUCUUUUGUAUGGCAAUAGGGGUGAUUGGUGGUAUGGAAGAUGGAUGAUGAUGCCAAUCAGCUACCCGCCAUUGCGAUAGUGGCAUCAACCGACAAUAUGUAAUUCUACUAGCUCUGCCUAUAAGAUCGUUUUGUAUGUUAUUUUUUAUUUUCAUUAUAGGCAUUAACAGUGGGAAGUGUUAAAAGAACUAUUUUUAAGUUAUACGUUAUUUUUGUCCA